Messenger RNA from Glycine soja, 983 nucleotides. Its product is annotated as protein LURP-one-related 17-like. The record is from RefSeq and is a predicted model, not a curated record. Lineage: Eukaryota; Viridiplantae; Streptophyta; Magnoliopsida; Fabales; Fabaceae. The transcript is spliced from 2 exons. Bases 175 to 864 code for a protein of 229 amino acids.
ACCAACUCCAUCACCUAUCCCUAUUUUAUUCGUUGGAAACGUGUCCAUAUUCCAUGUCUUGUCAACACGUUAACUGUAGACCUUGUUCCUAUAAAUAUAACGCAACCCCUUAGAAUUUAGAUAGAUUCCGCCGAAAGAGUCUUGCUAACUACUUAGACUGAAGGAAAGAGAAGCAUGAGGGUGUUUUCUCGGUUCAAAUUUCUGUCAAGAGCAGUGCACGAGGAACAAGAGGGUGAGCAUGAUGGGGAGAGAAACAGGUACCCUUUAACAGAAGCAAGUUUGUGCACGUCCCUAACGCUAACAGUUUGGAGAAAAUCCCUUGUGAUUAGUUGUAAAGGAUUCACUGUGAUAGAUUCAUAUGGAAACCUUGUGUAUCGGGUGGACAAUUACAUCAUGCACCCUAACGAACUCAUUCUUAUGGACGCUUCAGGAAACUCUCUUCUCACCAUGCGCCGCUCCAGGAAGCUAGGGUUAGUAGAUAGAUGGUUUGUGUAUGAAGGGGAAAUGGGGAAGCAGAGUACGAGGAGUAAGUCGGUUAAGUCAAAAGAGAGACCAGUUUGUUGUGUACGGAAGCGUGUGAAUAUUUUAGACGGCAAAGCCAACAAGGUUCAGGCCUACGUGUACCGCGCUGCCUCGGAUUCAGAUAAACGACAUCCGGCGUUUACAGUUGAAGGUUCCUAUGCACAUAGAACAUGUAAAGUGUUGGAUGAGUACAAGAAUGCCGUCGUUGAAAUCAAGAGAAAGGAGGCCAAUACCAAAGACGUUUCUUUCGGGAUAGAGAUUUUUCAGUUAGUUGUUCACCCUGUGUUUGAUCCUAGUUUUGCCAUGGCACUCGUUUUACUACUGGAUCAAAUGUUUUCAUAAUACUCUUCCAUAGAGUAACACAUUUCUAGUUUCUAUAGUAUACCAUUUUACUCGAAAGGCACUGUAAAUUAGCUGGAGAGAUCUAUAUAAAACUAAGAAAAAAAUAUUGAAACAGUCAA